This is a messenger RNA of Arachis ipaensis, 1703 nucleotides long. RefSeq names its product mitochondrial adenine nucleotide transporter ADNT1. Lineage: Eukaryota; Viridiplantae; Streptophyta; Magnoliopsida; Fabales; Fabaceae. Gene Ontology annotation, biological process: transmembrane transport. The record is from RefSeq and is a predicted model, not a curated record.
GCAGAGUGUGAGUAUAUAUAGUGCGAAUAAAAACCAACUGUAACGAACGCCGUCAGUGUCUGAGACUCAGUUGUGGUUGUUGUGAGCUCUCUGUUUUGUCUCAGCCGCACCCUCUCAAUUCGCCAAUGAUCGCUUCUCUGCGCUAAUCUCCACCUAUUCUUCUUCCAAACUCACGAUCAGAUCGACAUCUCCGAUACCUUCUCUCUUCUUUCUUUCAAGGUCUCGUUAGGUUAAGCUUUAGGGUUUUUGGUGUAAUGGCAUCGGAGACGAAGAUCGUGAAUCUGGCCGAGGAGGCCAAGCUAGCCAGAGAAGGCGUCAAGGCUGCUCCCAGCUAUGCCUUCACCAGCAUCUGCAAGUCCCUCGUCGCUGGUGGCGUCGCCGGAGGAGUAUCACGAACAGCUGUUGCUCCACUUGAACGCCUGAAGAUUUUGCUGCAGGUCCAGAAUCCCCACAACAUAAAAUACAAUGGAACAGUUCAAGGUCUAAAAUAUAUAUGGAGGACUGAAGGUUUUCGUGGACUCUUCAAAGGGAAUGGAACUAAUUGUGCUCGAAUUGUCCCCAAUUCUGCAGUAAAGUUCUUCAGUUAUGAGCAAGCUUCGAAAGCUAUACUGCAGCUGUAUCAGCAGAAAACUGGAAAUGAGGAUGCUCAGCUGACUCCUGUGUUACGUCUUGGAGCUGGAGCAUGUGCUGGAAUAAUUGCCAUGUCCGCAACUUAUCCAAUGGAUAUGGUUCGAGGCAGGAUAACUGUACAGACAGAGAAGUCCCCUUACCAGUACAGAGGGAUGUUCCAUGCUUUGACAACUGUGCUUAGGGAAGAAGGCCCACGUGCUUUAUAUAAGGGUUGGCUUCCUUCAGUCAUUGGAGUUGUUCCAUAUGUAGGUCUAAACUUUGCUGUUUAUGAGUCUUUGAAAGAUUGGUUAGUUAAAUCCAAUCCAUUUGGUCUAGUGCAAGAUUCUGAGUUGAGUGUGACAACUCGCCUGGCAUGUGGUGCUGCAGCUGGAACUGUUGGGCAAACUGUUGCUUAUCCCCUUGAUGUCAUUCGUCGAAGAAUGCAGAUGGUGGGGUGGAACCAUGCUGCCUCUGUUGUAGCUGGCGAUGGAAGAGUAAAGGCCCCACUUGAAUAUACUGGCAUGGUUGAUGCAUUUAGGAAAACUGUUCGGUAUGAAGGAGUUGGUGCAUUAUACAAGGGUCUGGUUCCCAAUUCUGUAAAGGUCGUCCCAUCCAUAGCAAUUGCAUUUGUAACAUAUGAGGUGGUGAAGGACGUUUUAGGAGUGGAGUUCAGAAUAUCAGACUGAAGGAUAUAUCAGUUUGCCUGUUUGGGGUUUUUGGUAGGCAAGGGGAUGCAGAGAUGGCAAAGUAGGGCUAUUUUCUUGUUUUUCAUCUCUCUACAGAUGAGUUAGGAAGCAUUUGAGAUAGAGUCUAUAAAUGAAUUCCCUUGUUUCCUAUUUGUAUUUCCUUGGGAACAUGCUGUAGCAUUAGCUUCUUAUUCAUCUUCUCUGGCAAUAAGUGUUGUGGAAAAACAAUACAACGACAUAUGUGCUUGGCUUUUUCUGCACGAGUGAAGAAAGCAUUUUUACUGCUGGAGUUUCAGUCAUUGAUUAUUGGAUGCUCCUCCAUAGCUCCAUCUCCAGGUUGUAUUCAUUAUUAUGACUUGCUUUCUCAUGCGAAUUUUUAAGCUGCCAGACUUACUUACACAAACAAUA